AUGUGCUUCCGGGCCUGUCCGAUGUGCGAGGAGGAACAUUCGUUGGACAGGUGCUCCAAGUUCAAAGCUCUGUCCCCUACCGAGAGGAGAUCAUUCGUCGUUCUCAAACAUCGAUGCUUCAACUGCCUGGGGAAGCAUAAUGGGGAGAGUUGCCGGAGCCUCAACAAGACCUGCGUUGUGUGUCGAGAGAAUCACCACUCGAUGAUUCACAUCAGUCGUCCUCAGCCAACACCUCAAGGAUGCUCCCAGCCUCGUGACAGCCAGCAGGUUGUUAAGACAAUGCAGGAGCCUCAGCCCGGCCCAUUUAUACAGUCCACUGCCUCUAGGCCUGACAUGUCUCCACACGGUCAGAUUCUUGUCAAGGCCUACGUUCUCGAUAGCCUCACGUCGUCGUUGCCGUCGUUCUCCGCCUCUCAACCUCAGCAUUGGGAGCAUCUCCGAGGUUUACAGCUAGCGGAUCCUCACUAUCUGACGUCAAGACCUGUCGAUCUUCUCAUUGGCGCAGAUUUCUUUGGAUCGAUCGUGGAGCCGCCGAGCAUCAAGGGGCCAUCCGAUUCUCCUAUUGCGAUGCUGACACUCUUCGGGUGGGUGGUGCUCGGGCCUACCUCUGCAGUGACGUCGACGGCGAGCUCGCAUCACGUCUCUGUCAGCAACGAGGAACUUAGCGAGUUUCUCACCUCGUUCUGGCAGCAGGAGGAGGUAUCUGCGGCGGAAGGCAAGGACGUCGCUCUCACGAAGGAAGAGGCAGAGUGUGAGGAGUUUUUCCAGCGCACCCAUACUCGAGAUCGCUCGGGGCGCUAUAUCGUUCGUCUGCCUCUCGUUCGCUCUCCCGCAGAGCUCGGUGAUUCUCUAGGCCGCGCGAAGGCGUGCCUCGCGAGCCUGCUUAGGAGGUUGGAGAAAAAUCAAGGAUCUCUACAGCUUUAUAGUGAGUUUCUCAAGGAGUACGAAGAGUUGGAGCACAUGGUGUGUGUUCCGGCUGUACCUGUCUCAACCGACUCUCGGAUCUUGGAUCGUCAACCUGGCGAGAUGACCUUGGCACAUGGGGCUUCGGCCUCAGGAGGGUUGAGGGUCUCCGACGGCGGGCGGUCGUAUCAGGAUUCCGGUCGGAGUUCGUCUCGGAGGCAAUCUCGCUCUUCUGCUCCUACGUUCUACUUCCCUCAUCAUUGUGUUCUCCGGGAAAGUAGUGAAACUACGAAGCUGAGGGUAGUGUUCAAUGGUUCCAGUAAGCGUAGCUCCGGAGUGUCUCUCAACGACAUCCAGCACACUGGGGCCAAGCUGCAGCGGAACAUCUCUGAUGUACUGCUCUGGUCUCGACAGAGCAGGUACAUCUUUAUGACGGACAUCACGAAGAUGUUCCGUCAGAUCAAGGUGCAUCGGGAGGACUGGCCUCUCCAACAAAUUUUGUGGCGUGAUUCUCGGGGCCACAUCUGCACCUAUCAGCUCACCACCGUCACCUACGGGACCAAGUCUGCUCCAUUCCUCGCCUGUAGGGUUCUCGAUCAGCUGGUCAAGGACGAACGGCAUCGGUUUCCUCUCGCCGUUUCCCCCUUGAGCAGUGGAAGAUAUGUGGACGACAUCUGUGGUGGAGCUGACGAGGAGGACGAUCUCCAUUUCAUAGCUCAGCAAGUGGCAGAGCUCUGCUGGGCUGGGGGAUUCCCUCUAGCGAACGACGAUCGAUUGAGGUUCUCCAUCCAGCUCUCAGUCGGCGUGAAGCCAUCGAAGAGGAUUGUGCAGUCGGAGAUUGCGCAGCUCUUCGACCCUCUAGGGCUGCUCUCACCGGUGGUGAUCCGUGCCAAGGCUCUUCUGCAGCAACUGUGGCUGGAGAAACUCGACUGGGACGAGGAGUUGCCGGUGCAUCUGGUCCAGAAGUGGGUUCGCUUCCGAGAAGAACUGUCCCAGGUGGAUCAACUCUCGAUCCCGCGGUGGAUGGGAUGUAAGAAGGAUUCUCGGGUGGAGAUCCAUGGCUUCUCUGAUGCGUCUCUACUAGCGAUGUCGGCGGUGGUCUAUUUGAAGGUGACGAGUGCGGAUGGUGUCAGCAUCUCUUUAGCUGUUGCUAAAACUAAGGUGGCUCCUCUCAAGAAGCUCACCAUCCCGCGUCUUGAGCUCAACGCCGCGGUCAUCCUAGCUAAGCUCGCAAGGUACGUGAUUGAUCAGCUCAACCUUGGUACUGUCAUGGUGCAUUUAUGGACGGACUCAGCUGUUGCUCUGGCGGGGAUUUGUGCUCAUCCUUCCAGGUGGAAGGAAUAUGUCCACAACAGAGUAACCGUCGUUCAGGAGCUUGUGCAAGAAGCCAGUUGGAGGUACGUCAGUGGGAAGGAGAAUCCGGCUGAUUGUGCAUCUCGGGGUAUCUCGGUGGCUCAACUUAAUGGCCAUCAUCUGUGGUGGACGGGCCCAAAAUGGCUACGGAAGGAGGUGUCUCAGUGGCCAAGUGGGAGAGCAACGUUGGACCCGUCUACAGAUUUAGAGGAGAAGCCGGGGGUGACUUUAGCCGCUUCUUUCGGAAGAGCAAGUCUCUGGGGUCUCUGUUCGCGGUAUUCCUCCCUAUACAAGUUGCUGAGGAUCACAGCAAUUUGCCAAACGGUUGUGGGGAAUAUGCUGCGGAAGCUGGAAAGGAAGAGGGGCAUCAUCGUUUCAGCAGUGUUCAGCCCUGGAAGCAUGGAGGCAGCUCGGUUUUAUUGGGUCAAGGCGACUCAAGCCUAUCAUCUCCAAGCCGAGUGUGACAUCAUCUCUCACGGAUUGCAGUUGAAGAAGUCUCAUCCGUUGACCAAGCUCACGGCCUUCAUUGACCAACAGGGAGUUCUCAGAGUCGGCGGGCGGUUGAAGUUCUCUACUCUAGGGCCAGAGAGUAGGCAUCAGGCCAUCAUCCCUCAUGGCUCAGUGCUCGCGGAGCUCAUCAUGAGGGACUCUCAUCAGCGGACGCUGCACGGUGGGACUCAACUCACCUUGGCACAUCUCCGGAGGUCUUACUGGAUUAUUGGAGGUCAUCUACCAGUAAGAUCCUUCAUCCUCAAGUGCGUGGAGUGCGCACGUCAUCGGGGAAUCCGAGCUCAGCAGCUGAUGGGUCAGCUUCCAGUUGCACGUCUAGUGUCGGAUCGUGCUUUCUCUAACACUGGUGUGGACUAUGCCGGACCAGUGUCUAUCAAGACUUGGAGGGCACGUGGUCACAAGACUCAGAAGGGUUGGUUGGUGAUUUUCGUGUGCAUGGCCACGUCCGCACUCCAUCUGGAAGCUGUGACGGACUACACCGCUGAUGGUUUCAUCGCCGCCUACCGAAGGUUCGUGAGUCGUCGGGGAUACUGCAGACACUUGUACAGUGACUGUGGCACCAACUUCAUCGGGGCGGAUAAGGAGCUGAAGAAGUUGUUCUCCGCUGGAGCUAAGGAGUUCCAGCAUCUCUCUGCAGUAUGUCUCAAGGAUGGAACGUGUUGGUCGUUCAAUCCCCCUGGAGCCCCUCAUUUCGGAGGAAAAUGGGAAGCAGCGGUCAAGUCGGUAAAGUACCACCUCGCUCGAACGGUUCGGGAUACGACUCUCACGUUCGAGGAACUCUCGACGCUGCUGUCCCAAAUUGAAGCGGUCCUCAACUCCAGGCCUCUACAAUCGCUCUCGGAAGUUCCUGACGAUGUGUCCUGCCGCACCCCGGGGCAUUUCCUCAUUGGAGAAGCUCCAAUAGCUCUUCCCGAGCCCUCACUGGAACACCUCAACGUUGGACGACUCUCUAGAUGGCAACUGAUCCAGCAGAGGCUGCAGUUCUUCUGGAAGCAAUGGUCUACGGGGUAUCUGCAGCAGCUCCAGUCCAUCUCCAAGUGGCAUCACCCGUCCAACGAGAUCAAAGUCGGCAGCCUGGUUCUUCUCUACGACGAGCGGUUCCCGCCAGCGAAGUGGCCUCUUGCUCGGGUCACAGGUCUACAUCCUGGAAGGGACGGUCUCUCCAGAGUUGUGACCAUCAGAACGGCCUCGACGACGUUGACCAGGCCGAUCUCCAAGCUGGUUCUGUUACCGGUCUCUACCAGCUGA
Messenger RNA from Diachasmimorpha longicaudata, 4014 nucleotides. RefSeq lists its product as uncharacterized. Gene Ontology annotation, molecular function: nucleic acid binding. The record is from RefSeq and is a predicted model, not a curated record. The transcript is spliced from 3 exons. Gene Ontology annotation, biological process: DNA integration. Bases 1 to 4014 code for a protein of 1337 amino acids. NCBI's taxonomy places the organism in Eukaryota, Metazoa, Arthropoda, Insecta, Hymenoptera, Braconidae.